CCUAGAAAUUACAAACCAAAACCACCACGACCUCAAACUCCUCCACCCGCAAUGGAUCCCCAAGAAGAAUCAGUCGCGUCGCCGGCCUCAGAGCCGCGCAAGCAAAAGAAGAAGAAGGUGCUGCUGAUGGGCAAGUCGGGCUCGGGCAAGAGCUCUAUGAGAUCGAUUAUCUUUAGCAAUUACGUUGCGAAGGAUACUAGGAGAUUGGGAGCUACGAUUGAUGUGGAUUUGAGCCAUGUCAAGUUCUUGGGCAAUUUGACUCUCAAUCUUUGGGACUGUGGAGGACAGGAUGCAUUCAUGGAGAACUACCUUUCGCAACAGCGCGCUCACGUCUUCUCUAAUGUUGGCGUCCUGAUCUACGUCUUCGAUAUUGAGUCUCGAGACUUCGACCGCGAUCUCCUCACGUACCGCUCGAUCAUCGCUGCCCUCAGUCAAUUCUCUCCUAGUGCAAGCGUCUACAUCCUGAUUCAUAAGAUGGACCUGGUCGUCCCCACUCAACGAGAAGAUAUCUACAACGACCGCGUCACUCUCAUCCAAUCCAAAUCUGACAACUUCGCAGCUACCCCGUUCGCUACCUCUAUCUGGGACCAAUCUCUCUACAAGGCAUGGGCUGAGAUCAUCCACGACCUGGUUCCGAAUCUAGAUAAGAUCGAGACCCAUCUAGGCAGACUAGGCGCUAUCAUCAUGGCCGAAGAAAUCCUCCUCUUCGAACGCUCCUCCUUCCUCGUCGUGUCAUCCUGGGCCUCUUCCAUCGGCAAGCAAAACCCCACCACCGACCGCUUCGAGCGUCUCUCCAACAUCAUCAAGAACUUCAAGCAGACCACCUCCCGCUACACCGGACUCCCGAAAUCCUCCGAGCAAUUCGUCCUCAUGGAAAUGAAGCUCCAGACCUUCAGCAUGUUCGUCAUCAAGUUCACGACUAACACCUAUCUGGCUGUCGUCCUUCCACCAGGCGAGACUACGUUCAAUUGUGCGAUGGAGAAUUGCUAUAUUGCGCGUACCGAGUUUGAGGAUCUGGAUUCGCCGGCAAAGAAGAGUGCUGAUAGGGGCGCUACGACUUCGGGUGCUACGACUUCGGCUGAGACUUAAGGUUUGGCAACGGGAGGCGUUCAUAGGGGAUAAUGGUGCAUAUUUCAGAGAUCGCAAAAUGGAGAAUCGAAUUGAAUUGUAGCAUAGCGGAAAUACCCAAAAUCAGGCAGGCGUUAGACGCAAUUGAUGAAAUAAAUGCGAUGAUAUUCAACC
This is a messenger RNA of Mollisia scopiformis, 1242 nucleotides long. RefSeq lists its product as uncharacterized. The transcript is spliced from 2 exons. Gene Ontology annotation, biological process: positive regulation of TOR signaling; cellular response to amino acid stimulus; regulation of autophagy. NCBI's taxonomy places the organism in Eukaryota, Fungi, Ascomycota, Leotiomycetes, Helotiales, Mollisiaceae. Gene Ontology annotation, cellular component: fungal-type vacuole membrane; Gtr1-Gtr2 GTPase complex; nucleus. The record is from RefSeq and is a predicted model, not a curated record. Gene Ontology annotation, molecular function: GTPase activity; GTP binding. Bases 52 to 1089 code for a protein of 345 amino acids.